Meloidogyne enterolobii is the source of this 478-nucleotide messenger RNA. The record is from the annotation of a GenBank genome assembly. NCBI's taxonomy places the organism in Eukaryota, Metazoa, Nematoda, Chromadorea, Rhabditida, Meloidogynidae.
CCGUAAAAUGGAACGAAAGUUAGAGAGAUCAAGUGAAAUAAAAAAAAUGGAAGCUGGGAAAAGGACUAAUUGCUUUUUGGAUAUCUUGCUGGACUUGCAAGAACAAAAUGAUUUUACUGACGAGGAUAUACGAGAGGAAGUAGAAACUUUUAUGUUUGAAGGCCAUGAUACAGUUUCUAGCAGUUUGGGAUUUAUGGUAUUCUGGUUGGGUCAUAGAGAGAAACUUCAGGAAAAGUUACGAACAGAAAUGCGGGAAAUAUUCAAUAGUGAUAUUGGGCGGGAUGUAACACUAGACGAUAUGACAAAAAUGCGUUAUGCGGAGUCAUGUAUUCGUGAAACUAUGCGUCUUCUUCCCACUGUUCCAGUAUGUUACUAUGAUUUCAUUAGAAUUUGCCAUUUAGAUAAUUGGUCGUGUGAUUACAGAGCCCACAAAAAUAGGCAAGUAAAUUAUAAAGAUGUUAACUAUGAGUUUACAUAG